AUGUAUCGCGUUACUCUUAAAUUCGCGAUCUCAUCUCAUCUUUCGAAUCUCCACAAUUCUCCUCAUCUCUCAAAAAUGGGUGAUCUGGACGACUAUGGGAUUCCGGGGCUCGUCCAGUGGCUCUCGUCGCCUCCGGCUCCAUUCUCAGCGGCUCCGAAUGUAACACAUAUUUCUUCAAAAGUGAAUGUUCUUUCAAACGAAACUUCGGGCCGUGGUGUCUAUGCUACUCAGAAUGUUUCAGCAAAGGAAACUCUCGUUCGUAUUCCCCAUUCGUUUCUCAUGAACACCAAUACCAUAAUCAAACACAUUUCUCGGUUCAAUGGCAAAGAAUCAGUUCCGGAUUUGGGCUAUUCGGUGCUGCUUCCAAGUGAGUAUACCACCGAUCAAUGGACGGAAUUGUACGCAAAAAUACCGAUUUCUAAAUGGCUCCAGUUGACUGCGUUCCAGCGCACGGCGCUCUACAUCUGUCUCGAGAAAAAGAGGAAAGAAAACUCGUUUUGGUGUGCUUUUAUUUCUUCUCUUCCCAAGCUCGAAGAACUUGAUUUUGCACCUAUUGUAUGGGAAGUCGAGUCAGAGUUGACCGGCUCUAAAGCAGCAGAUUUUUUUGAGCUACUCCCUAGAAGCUCUAGGAACCACGCUAAGAAGGUUCUGGUGCGAUUUAACGAAGACUACACUGCCGUUAGUGAAUUUUUAACGGCUGCGAAAAGUGAACCCUUGAACAAAAUGGAAUUUUUAUGGGCUUGGAUGUGUAUUAAUUCCCGUUGUUUGUACAUGUCGUUCCCCUCCAGCAAGGCAGAAGCCGAUAAUUUCACGUUGGCUCCGUACGUUGAUUUUUUGAAUCACGACUGUGAUGAAAAAUGUGCUAUAAAAAUCGACAGUAGAGGGUUCCUGGUGAUCUCGUGUGUUGACCACGCCGCUGGACAGGAACUCUUGUUCAGCUAUGGGCCUCAUUCCAACGAGUUCUUGCUCUGCGAAUAUGCAUUUACCAUGGAAACCAACAAAUGGAACAAUUUGGACGUUUCUCACCAUAUUGAAGGAAUCAUGAACGAUGCCCAAAAAUCGUUUCUUCGUGAACAAGGAUACUAUGGAGAUUAUACCAUAUCCGAGACCGGAGGAAUCUCUUUUCGAACUCAGGUCGCUUUGGCCACAAUCCAGGAACGAGAACCCGCACAAUCGAGGCGUCUCAAUCUGCUCAUACAAGGGUAUAAUGACGGAGAAAGUUACAAGUCUGUGUCGAAAAGUCUUAUUCGCCGGAUCUUGAACGAGGUAGUGGCUGAGUGUGGAACGAUGUCUGCUAGACUUGAGUCUAGUAAAAAUGGCCGGAUUUUGCAAAUUCAACGUCUCUAUUCUGAUAUGGAACAUAUUGCAACGGUGACCCUUGAUGGCUUAGAAGAAUGGUAA
Molecule: messenger RNA, 1401 nt
Organism: Meyerozyma guilliermondii ATCC 6260
Lineage: Eukaryota; Fungi; Ascomycota; Pichiomycetes; Serinales; Debaryomycetaceae
Product: protein-lysine N-methyltransferase
Exons: 1
Coding region: 1-1401 (466 amino acids)
Biological process (GO): peptidyl-lysine monomethylation; peptidyl-lysine trimethylation
Molecular function (GO): protein binding; protein-lysine N-methyltransferase activity
Source: RefSeq, a predicted model, not a curated record